Molecule: messenger RNA, 2235 nt
Organism: Aspergillus terreus NIH2624
Lineage: Eukaryota; Fungi; Ascomycota; Eurotiomycetes; Eurotiales; Aspergillaceae
Product: putative meiosis specific protein Hop1
Exons: 9
Coding region: 1-2235 (744 amino acids)
Biological process (GO): meiotic recombination checkpoint signaling; synaptonemal complex assembly
Cellular component (GO): nucleus
Source: RefSeq, a predicted model, not a curated record
AUGGUCAGAAUCAAAUUCACCGGGCCGGCUGCGGUCCAACCUGUGCAGGUCCAGAAGACCGUGCCGAAGAGUGCAUCUUCGGUCCAGGCUAAGAACCGGACUGAAUUCCAACGGCCCACAGAACUAACUAACCAGGAGAGUCUAUCGCUGAAGCAGCAGCAGAGUUUGGAGAUGGUCCAAAUCAUGUUACAUGUCUCGGUUGGCGGAUGGGCUCUCCACGUUCUUUGCGCAAAAUUCCUUAUCGGACAUCUUAGGGAGUUCCUACCGUUACCUUGCUUCGAGGAUCGGGAUUUGAAAGAAGCUCAGAAGGAACACAAGCUUUCCUAUCGGGAGUUCAUAGACAAACCAUCCCAUCCCGAGGAUUCACAGAGCAGUUCAACAGCCCCGUUCGGCAGCGGAAGAAGAGGCCAGCCCCUGAAGGUCAUCGUUCGUGGGGCCGAUUCCAAGGCUGACAUGAUAUUAAACGCUUUGGAAACUGGUAUAUUCGAUGCUUUACGCAGGAACGUGCUCGAAGCCAUCCAAUUGACUAUCCUGGUCGACAAAGAUGCCCCAGAGAAUGUACUCGAAUCAUACACAUUUUCGUUCAAGUACACGGGAGUGUCGGGAAAUAUGAACACCUGCCUUCAGAGCCUAACAAUUGAUCCUGUUGGAUGCACUGCGGAUAUGAAAUCUGCGCAAACAGCCAGAGUUGGCUUGGAAACGAUCGUCCGACGGCUGAUCACACUCAGUGCCUUUCUUCCAGUCCUUCCAAACAAACGAAAUCUUGGCAUACACCUGUUCUACACGGAUGACUGCCCUCCUGAUUACGAACCCCCAGGCUUCUCCGCCGCUAAAAGUGAUACCAUUAAAUACCCUUUUGAUGCAAACUGGAGGAAGGAAUCUCAGUCGUGUGGUUUCAUGGACAGCGGAUGGCAUACUGUUGGGCUUAGAGUAACCUCUCUAAAAUGGACUGGCCCAGAGUGCGAGGGUUCGGAAGCUCCACCGAGGAUCCCUGCCCAACUGAAAUACAGCGAUGUUGUGAGAAGAGCGGAUGAUAUCGAAUGUCCUGAUGCAAUUGAAGCAUUGGCUGCCACUGGUGACGCGCCGUUGGGUCGCCAAAUGUCGGCAGGCAGCUUUCAAGGCACGAGCCAAGAUCUCCGAAUCUUGGAGAGACUGAAGAGCAUGCUCGGGCAUAGUUAUUCUGCGGAUAGUGACUAUGUUCCUACGCAGCCGAUGAACCACGAGGCGACACUCGGACAGCCAAAUUUCGUGGCCCUAGAGAAAGGCGAGAAAUUUGUUCUCAACGAGAGGAAAGCGAGGGAAAUCAAGGAACAUCUCCAUUCGCAGAUGCCUUUACCUAACAAUGUUGAGCUCCAAAACGUGGAGGCAAUCAAAUGCCAGUGCGGUUGGAACGGACAAGAAGCGGCUAUGAUUGAAUGCGGCUUUUGUCAUACUCGCCAGCAUCUUCUGUGCUACGGAUUCAGAGAUGCCACUGACCCUCGGAUACCAAAAACCCAUGCUUGUUAUCAAUGCCUACUUGAGCCAAAUGAGCCACACCUUCUCUCGGAAAUGACUACACUGGUCCUAUUGAGAAGAGCCCUGAAGAUAAUUGUUGAUGAGGGCUACCCGAAGAAAACUUCUUUGUUCACGCAGAAGCUCCACUGCAAUGGGCGAACUACAGUCCAAAUAACUGAUCUUCUAAAGAAACGGGGUUUCAUACGGCCGACGCCGGGCUACAAAGCCAAGGGGUUUGUCCGCAAGGGAUUGCCUAAGUUCGGCCUUGUUCCGUCGGAUGAUGUCUACCGCAGAAUGGAGAGAGAGAUUUUUGAACCCAUGCUGAAGAUACACAACCAUUACACACGACAGGCCGCGGAUGUUACUCCUGAAGGCCCGGGCAUGAUCAUCAGCUAUGAGCACGGUUCCUUCGAAAAGCCUGGAUCUCAUGCCAGUACAAUACCUGCCGAGAGUGACAAGGCCGCUACUGCGGACGGUGAACCAGAGAAGCUGGGAGAUAGGGAGAGACUUAAGAGAAAGGGAGAGCCUCUGGAAGGGAAUGGGGACGAAAGCAACCAGCUCGAUGACCUGGACAAGGCGUUACAAAAAAGUGCUGCGUUGGCAAGCGGAGCUUCAGACGAAAAGACAUCGGUCCCGACAGAAGUGGGCGAGAGUGACAGAAAACGACGGAAGAUUAGCAAUUACCCUGAUCCAAUUGACGUUGGGGCCGAAACGACCGACAACGAGAGUAUGUGCGUCUGA